Syngnathoides biaculeatus (alligator pipefish) is the source of this 4786-nucleotide messenger RNA. It is a transcript of the gene lpar6a, whose product is annotated as lysophosphatidic acid receptor 6a. Gene Ontology annotation, cellular component: membrane. The record is from RefSeq and is a predicted model, not a curated record. The coding region runs from base 1093 to 2199 and encodes 368 amino acids. Gene Ontology annotation, biological process: phospholipase C-activating G protein-coupled receptor signaling pathway; positive regulation of Rho protein signal transduction. Gene Ontology annotation, molecular function: lysophosphatidic acid receptor activity. Lineage: Eukaryota; Metazoa; Chordata; Actinopteri; Syngnathiformes; Syngnathidae. The transcript has a single exon.
GAAGAGAAUACAGGACAUAAUCGACUGCCUUUGGUGGCCCAUUUACUUGUGGAUAUGGCAGCCUUCCCUUUGUUUGACUUCCCAUUCAAGAGGCGCACGGUGGGGGAGAGGUAGGGGGACACCGGCUCUCCCCCAACGGCUCUCCGAACUCACCAUGAGCUAACUUCUGGACUUGCUCGAGGACAUCAAUAAUGGGGAUCACGGAGACAAGUCGAGAGGUUUGAAUCAUUGGGAUCAAGUGUCUUUACCCUUUCCUCCUCCUUCCUGCUCCUUCCUUUGCCCCUUACACCCUACACUGGUGCAUCAGAGAUGCUACGGUAAAGACAGUGGGACAAUGUCUGGGUAGAUAAAGUAUUCGCAACUACCCCCGAAGGCAACAAUUUGGAACUUGCUCUUUUACUCAGGAUAUCCUUGAGACCCCACACCUACCCCAUUCCCGUAGCGACUUCCAUGUCAGUGGCUACGAUAAAAUACUUGCCAGACAGUGAUAAUGCCUCUGAUGCCACCACAGAGGCCAGCAAACUUGGCACAUUUUCACCUGGGGACUCCUAGAGAUCUCUUCCUCCUUUUUUAGACCCUUAGCAUUAAAUUGGUACAACACAGACAAAACUGCAGAACUACAAGCCAGUGUCUGGUGUAAAAUACUGCUUGGACAGCUCCUUCAGGAGAAGUGAGUCUCUGGUGUUAAAUUUCCCACGUUGGGAGCUGCCGCCUCUCCAAGGAACCUGGCAAAUUUGGCACCUUAAAACCAAGCCACAACACCUGUGGCAGUAUCGCUUAUAAAGUUGCCACUGUGGCACAGAAUCUGAACGAUUUGCAGGUCAACUUCCAAACCAACACUAUUUCCUUUUACCACGUCGUGAACUUUUUGGGACUGAUCCCUUGGCUGACUUGAAUCCAACUUCCCACCCCUGGUCCUGGAAUUCCCUUACACAUAGCCGAUACCGCAGAAGCCGGCGAAUUUGGAACCUUUCACACAGGACAUCAUUGACGCCAAGCAUCAGAGACUUAAGCUACAUCCUUGUUACUGUUUUAAGUUGAAGUCCUCUUGGCCAGUUUGGAAUUCCCUUAAACAGAGCCAGGGUACUGUGAAUGGGGGCUUCUGUCACCAUGAUGUUCAACAAUAUCCCGUCAUUGGGGUCCAGCAACGUCUCGGCGGGCAACUGGAGCUGCAGCAAGAAUGAUGACUUCAAGUACCCGCUGUACAGCACGGUGUUCAGCUUGGUGUUCAUGGUUGGCCUCAUCACCAACGUGGUGGCCAUCUACAUCUUCACCUGCUCGCUCAAGCUGCGCAACGAGACCACCACUUACAUGAUGAACCUGGUGGCGUCCGACCUGCUCUUCGUCUUCACGCUGCCCCUGCGCGUCUUCUACUUCAUCAACCGGAGCUGGCCCUUCGGCAGGGUGCUUUGCAAAGUGUCCGUGUCGCUUUUCUACACCAACAUGUACGGAAGCAUCCUCUUCCUCACAUGCAUCAGCGUGGACCGCUUCCUGGCCAUCGUCCACCCCUUCCGCUCACGGACGCUGCGCACAAAGCGGAACGCCAAGCUGGUGUGCGCCGCCGUUUGGGUCCUGGUCCUCUCGGGCAGCGUGCCCACAGGCUUCCUGCUGGACCCCACAUCCCGGCAGCACCACCACACCAACGCCACCUUCUGCUUCGAGAACUUCUCCUCCAACCAGUGGAAGUCACACCUCUCCAAGAUGGUCAUCUUCAUCGAAACGGUGGGCUUCGUCAUCCCGCUGCUGCUCAACGUGGGCUGCGCUGUCAGAGUGCUGCAGACCCUGCGGCGCCCCCACGCGGUGAGCCAAGGCGGGGGCAAGCUGAACAAGACAAAGAUCCUGCGCAUGAUCGCCGUACACCUCACCACCUUCUGCUUCUGCUUCAUACCCUACAACGUCAACCUGGUCUUCUACUCCCUGGUGCGCACCAAGACCCUCAAGGGCUGCUUCGCAGAGUCGGUGGUGCGCACCAUCUAUCCAGUGGCGCUGUGCAUUGCGGUCUCCAACUGCUGCUUCGACCCCAUCGUCUACUACUUCACUUCAGAGACCAUCCAGAACUCCAUCAAGAGGAAGUCACUGGUAGGGCGGCCGUGCGACGCCAAGUUGUCUGAGGCGCUCCAGUCGGAAUCGAGCUCCCACCUGCAGUGCAGCUUGAAGAACCUCAAAGCCAAGAUGCUACACAAUGAAUCCCCGGUGUGACACUCUCUUUUACCCUUUUUUUGCAAGUUCUAAAUGACAACAUCCAGUACGGGGAACUUGCCUCUGUGGAUUUGUGAGGCCCUUCACAUACUCCUUGUUGUCCUUCCGAUGAGGAUUAUACUGUCAUUGUGCGACUGAAUGGAAGGGAGCGAGAACUCUUAAUAGUGCAUGUGUAUUUGUUAAUAACUGUAGCACACCAAAAUUAAUAGUUAUAUGGAGGUGAAGGUCCCGUGGGUUGUUUGUGCAGUGGAUGAAAUUCUUUAAUAAACCAAUCCAUUCACACCAGAAAAACAAAACAAAACAGCAGUUUAUUUUAGAUAUCUGAAAAAUGUACAUAGACAAGGAGCAGAGGUGGUAGACAGAAGUCACAUGACUUUGAGAAUCCAGAGACCGGUUUGGGACUCUAUGAUUGUGAAUGUGUUAGUACAGUUAACUAAUGCAAAUCCAGAUACCGAAUAUGAAGUGUCUAAUGUCGUGUGUGACUGAGAAAGACUUUUGAAUAUUAUGACCUGCUUAAAAUGUUAAAAUUUGAAGACUUGAGACUGCACGUAUGUUUUUUUUUUUGCACCCACUUCUACACACUCUGACUGUGAGGAAGUGCGUGGCUAGUAUUGCUCGGGCGGGCAUUACUAACUUCCUUUGCGGAAGUUUUGCGCAACCUUUGAGCAAAACUGUACACGCGGCAGACACUUAAUUGGGUACACCCCGCAUGCAUUAUGAUUCCGGUAGAUCAGCGCAUAGGAGCUGUGAAAAAUAUCUGCACUUGUAACUCUCCUGUUAUGUCAAUGAAAGUGAAGUACCUUCUCACUUUUUUGUGUGAGGUUAAAUAAGUUCUUAUGAUAUAUGACAUGUAGUGCCAUUUUACCGGGUCCCUUUUAGUCUCUUGUGUCACGGCUGGGUCAAAAUGUUGAAUGUGCCGUGUAUUGUAGGAAGAAAGUGUUUGCAAAUUCCAAAGUACAGUAAUUUCAAAAAUCUACAUGGACAUAAAAAUAAACAGAGACACCAGUUCAAUCCCAGAUUUAGUAUACAGUAUAUUUAUAUUUUUGUAAGUGUAUAUUAAUUUAAUUCAUUAACACGGGUCAGUUUGACCCACAUAAACCCAAGGAGAUUGCAAAUAAAUUUAAUAAAACAACAAGAAAAUAACACACACACACACACACACAAUGAGAACUUUUAUCCAGUUUAUUUUAAUUUCUGAUUUAUAAUUAUAGAUUUUUCAGAACGUUAACGUGCAGAGGAGAAGUAUUAAGGCACGGUUUCCACAUUUAAAGAUAAAUUUUAAAAUUUAUAAAUAUAUUUUUUUAAAACAAAAGGCCAGCAUAGAGGUUUUAUUUAUUUUAAUUUUUUUAUUUGAAAAUGUAUAAUUUGUAAUGAUUUAUUGAAUAAUUUCCUUUCUUUUUACAUUGCUGGAUAUUCAAAAAAUAUAUAUUUUUUAGAUUUGAAACAUUUGCAUUUGUCUUGGGACAUGGCAGGAGGGUUACAUUUGCAACUUAAAAAUGAUAUGAAAUAAAGUUUUAAAAUAAAGUUAGCAGCAGCAGUUGUAUUUUUUUAAUAUUUAAAAAAAAUUUUUAAAUUUUCUUUUAAAACAUCAACAUGAGUCCAUUUUAGCCACAACAUAACAGAAAAGAUUGUAUAUGUGUUUGGAAUUUCAAAACAUAAGAAAAAAAAAUAUUUAUAUAUUGAUGUCAACAGAAGAUGCUGUCCAAAAUACGCUCAAGUGUUAUUUUCCUGAUUUUUUUCAAUAGGUCAACAUAGCAGGAGAGUUGGGGUGUUAGCAAAUUCUACAUUUUUAAUAAAUAGGGGGAAAAAAGCACGCAGAAUUUAAAGACAAAAAUGAAAAAGGGUUAUUUUGACAUGCAACAGUACAGAAUGGAUCAAGUCUUGCAAGAUAACAGGAGAUUUAGGUGUUUGCAAACUCAAGAAUGAUGUUUAAAAAAAAAGGAAAUGGUAAAAAAAAAAAAAAAGUAAUUUUCUUCACAUUUUUGACAUUUUGUGAUUAAAAAAUUGCUCAGUUUUGAAUAACAUGAGAGAAUUGUUUGUCAGGGAUUCCUGAGACGUCUUUCGCUGAGUGCUUGACGGUUCUCGUGUGGCUUAACCGUUGGUUACUGAAGAAAGUAAAGAUUUCAAUUGUGCAGGUAAGCCAAAAAAUGUGGUCAGCGCACGCAACUAUCUCAGCAAGAACCGGCUUAAAUGGAUCAGCUGGAACAACAGAGGGUCUUUGAGGUUGAUCUUCAUCUUUCUUGGCACACUACAUGAGGUCUUUGAGGAACAUCGUAACGAAUACUUGGAAAAAUGCAAAGCCGACGCCUGACCGUGACGAUUUCACACGGAACGGGCCCGUCAAGGAUACGGUGCUCAAAACGCUGUUGUGAAAGCAAACAAAACGGACCAUGAAGUUUUUUUUUUUUUUUUUUUUUUGCCAUGGCGCAGACGGGCACAAACCAGUUCAGAGUAAAGUAACAGCCUGGAAAUUGUAUACGUUUAUAGAAACCCAAAAUUUACAUUCAUUGUCAGACACCUUCAACCCACCUAAAAUAAAUAAGUGACUCGUGACCACGCCCACCAAAUCAUUUUAUGUUGUGGGAAG